UGGUAUUAGGUAUUGCCAUGGUGCGGUUUUAUAUACAGAAAGGAACACAUAGAGGCUUAUUCAGAAGCGUUCAAAAGACGCUUAAAUUUUUCCAGACACUUGCUUUGCUUGAGGUAGUCCACUGUGCAGUUGUUCGCACAUCUGUGCUUGUGACUGGGGUCCAAGUGAGUUCAAGAAUCUUCAUGGUGUGGUUCAUUGCACAUAGUAUAAAACAGAUCCAGAAUGAGGAGAGCGUUAUUCUUUUUCUGGUCGUAUGGACUGUGACAGAGAUUACUCGAUAUUCCUUCUACACAUUCAACCUGCUCAACCAUUUGCCAUACUUCAUUAAAUGGGCCAGAUACAACUUUUUUAUCAUUUUGUAUCCUGCUGGAGUUGCAGGUGAACUGCUAACCAUAUAUGCUGCUUUACCCUAUGUGAAGAAAACAGGAAUGUUUUCACUGAGACUUCCCAACAAAUAUAACGUCUCCUUUGACUACUAUUACUUCCUUAUUAUUGUCAUGUUCUCCUAUGUGCCAUUAUUUCCACAACUCUACUUCCACAUGUUGCGGCAGAGAAGAAGGGUGCUUCACGGAGAAGUGAUUGUGGAAAAGGACGAUUGAAUCAAGCCGUGUAACUAUGGUGCUUUUAAUGGAAAAAAAGAGGGUAAAAAAACAAAACUUCCUGUGAUUUUUCUGAGUCCAAGUUUUAAAACAUGGAACAAGAAUAAACAACUGUGCAUAAAAUAGCAUGGACUGUAUUAUUUUUACAAUUAAUAUAUCUUCAGACUUACCUUUUCAUCCUUGGUUUCACUUUGAUUUUUAAUUGUUCACUUUUUCAAAUUGUUUUCUUAUUUUCAGUAGGCUGUCAAAUAGCUUUAAGAAUUGGAAUAGUUGGCUACUGUGCUUUCUAUUCUGAAAGUUCUGUUAUGACCUGUAGUCAUCAUCAAGAACAGAAGGAGAGUUGAUAAGUUGUACUGAAAGUGAGUCUUCUGGAAAACAGAGCAUAAAUUAGGUAAUGAUGUUUUUCAUAGACUAGGUGGCUUAAAUGUUAUUUAAGAUUUAUAUUAAAUAAUACCUUUCCAGUUAUAAGUACUGUUAGCAUGUUGUUCAACAUUCUUUGAAUUACAGGAUCACACUGGAGAAUUCCAGAAGGACUUUUGAAAGGAGCUGGAUUCUUGAUUGUCAGUGCAAAUUUAGAUCUCUCUGUAUUUUCAUUUAUAAUUUUAAAGAUACGUAGAAUAAUAGAUAUAAUAUUAACUGGUUAAAAGUUUGUGCUGAGGAGUAGACUUGAUGUGCCUACCUUUCUCUGAUCAGUGGCUGGAAUGGGACUCGUUUGCAGAGGAAGACUGAUUGUCAGCAUGUUUCUUAUUCUAUGUUUAAUUAUGUAUGCAGAAAAAUUAUGGUAUUGCAUUUAGAAACUGUAGCUAUAGUGAGAUAUUUAACUUCUUAUAAAUAGCUAAGUGGGAUAAAAUAUAUUUGAAAUAGAGUCUUAAAAUAUAAAUUGUGCUUUGAAUCAUCCCAUUGUGCAAUCUUAAUUGCUCCCUCCCCAUUAAUUGUUUAUACUGCGUUGACCUAAUUCUACUUAAUGUCUUCAAUAAUCUGCAAGAGGGAUCUACAGUAUAUUAAUAAAAGUUACAGAUGAUAUUACACUAUAUGAUACCUGAGUGGGAGAGGUCCAACAGAUGGAUUAAAUGUAGACAAGAAUUAGACGCAGCCUAAGAGAUUCAGAGAAAAGGUAAUGCAUUUGAGGAAACUUGGGUACUUAGUGAGAGAGAGAGAGAGAAGAUUGAAAUGUAAUAAUGUAGUAAGAAGCCUUGAUAAUGUAGGCAACAAAGUUGCUUCUGGCAUCGCUAAUGUCAAAAGAAGAGUAUAUAUGCAGAAGAGCUGCAUCAGGCAGCUGGAAAUCAGAAUACUCCUUGUGAUUGCUGAGGUAAUUUCCGGAGUACAGUCUUAUAUUUUGGGUAUCUCAGGGGUGAGGAAUUGAGUCAAUCUUCUGAAGUCAGAGAACAGUAACAAAAUUAGUUGAAGUGAGAAAGAAGUCGGAAAGAUUGAGUUGUUAAGUAUGUAUAAUUUUUUGUUAUGUGACAAAUACAUGUAAAGGAAGAGCCUUUCUAAGUAUGAAGGUGUGAUUAUAUACAUUUGAUACAAGGCAAAUAUCCAGUGAAUAUCAGGAGAAAGAUCCUACUGAUGAGAUCAGUUAGGUUAUGGAAUGACACAGUAGUGCUUAUCAAUGCAUACAAGUUCUUGGAAGGUUUUAAGUUAGAUGUAGUGCAAUAGUGGAAAAUAGUCUUCCUUUGGCAAGAGUUUGAACUACAUACUUGAAUAGGCUGUUUCCAUUUUUAGCUUCAAUGAUUCGAUGAUAAUACAGCUUUUUUGAAAAUUGUAGAUACACCUUUUUCUGGUGUAUCAGGUAAUUUGAUGAAAAAGCAAGGAUUUACUACAUCCCUAACUUUCAAAUUCCAUUUUGUGCCUUAAAUUUGUGAUAUUUGUGCAUGUCUUCAUUACAUGUAAAUUAGUUUCCUUUUAAAUGACAGGUGCAUAGUGCACUUGAGAUAGAAUAGUUGUAUUUCUUACCAUUUUAAAAGGUGUAAUCUUUGUAUUUUUUAGAACAAAUUUCACGCAAGGUGCUAUAAUUUAACUUAUUACUUCUCUCUUUUAUAUGCAGCUAAAAUUAUUAAAAGUUUAAAAUAUAAACUACAACACUGAAUCACAAAAUAGUUGUGUUACACAUGUUCAGACUAGCAGUUGUAUUUGUCCAAAGUUCUUAGAGUACUGUUUUAUAAACUUCACUUGCUUUUUGAUCCACGAGGAACAUCAUGGCAGUUUUUAGAAGUAUUUCUCAGUUAGCAAGCAGAAGAGUGUGAUAAAAUAUGAGUAACUUAAGAUUAGAUUAAGUUCAUGUCUCUUUUUUUACUGUCAGGGCAGCUCACUGAAGACCAUAGCUAUCAAUUCAUUGAAAAUGCAUUGCGUACUUUAAGGAUGAUUUUGAAAGCCUUGAUCGGAUGAGUGUAUCCCACAGAUACUAUUCCUGUAACAAAAGGAAUACCUGUGCUAUAAUACUGUAUUAUAUUUAUUUUCAUUGUGGCUUAAGGAUAUUAUCAUAUGUCAGCCAAGGAGCUAUUUUUAUAUCCUUUUGCACAUGUGACAUGAAAAAAACACAGCACUGUUUGCUAAAAUCCUGGGUUUGCACUUUCAUAAAGCAACAGUGUACAAGGUAAUGAUACAGUUUUAGAAGUGAUUUACAGCUACAGAAGAGUCUUGCUAAAUGAUAAAUGAAUAAAAAUAAAGCUAAAAAUGACUUACAGUAUUGCAUUCAAUCUUUGAUAGACCAGAGAGAUUGCCAUGUAGAUUAGUUUAUGUGGCAUGUACUUUAAAAAAAACAAGUAACAUGUUCUUUUCUUCCUCUUCUUUUUUGAUUGAAGCCUUUCACUGAAGCCUCAAUGUAUACCUUUUGUUUUAAUAUCUUCUCAAAGAUAGUGAGCAUUGCAGGUAAAAUCCUGUUAGCAUUGAGUUCAGAUGGGCCAGGAUUUUAUCCUAGGUAGCUUACUUAAACUUCAGUAUAACAUCGUGAAACAUUUAAUUAGCUUGUUAAAUGGACAUAAAAAAUUAAGUAUGAUUUUCAUAUGGUGCUCUCUUUCCAACUUCUUUUUGAUACCUGUCUUUUUUGUCUUCCUCUCUGCAAUAUUUCUAGUUUUCUAAAGCAUUGAAAUCCUCCUGUUUCUGAAAGAUUAGGAAUGUAUUCAAACAUCAGCGUCUUUAAUGGUUUGAUGUAGUCUUUAACAAAUUGUUUGUAUAAAGGUGUUUUCUUACUUAUGAUAUAUAUGCCUUCUGGAAUGUAUUAAUAUAGAGUAUGACCUUAUGGAGCUUUUUUAAUGACAAUACAUAGGAAUAGGCAUUUGGAAGGAGAUUCCUAUUCAUCAGGCGAUAUUUCCUACUAUUGGUAGUAACAUAAACACACCGUCCUUUUUAUAAACUCCAGCUGAAAGCAGUUGGAUUUCUUGAGGUUCCCCCAGCACUCACACACUGUUCCCACUGGGAAAGGCUGUUCUGGGACAGAUUGAGUGAAUCACCUUGUUUCACAGCUCUGCCCAGAAUGUCUAGAGGCCAGAUCCUGGCCUCAGGGCAUGGACAGUACAAAGGAAUAUGACGGUGAGAAAUUGCAUCUUCCACAUUAGCUGCCAGGAGGGUCACUGAGGCCAUUGUAAACAGUAGUUGAUAGGCGUCCUUUCUCUGAGAGCUCAAUGUGCUCUUACACCUUCUGUGUAGGGAGCUCAUGGGGUCAGCUGGGAGGAUCUCUGUGCACAAAGGGUGUGUAACAGAAAGGGCUUUUCUGCUCCGCUCAGCUAUCUUAUUACUAUCAAUAAGCCUAUAUUUCUUGAAAUACUGGUAUGCCAAGAUAGCUAUGCCACACUGCUCUCAAUUGUAUAGGUCAAAAUAAACAGCCUUGGAGAAAUGGUGCAGUGCGCUGCUUCUAAUUCCCAUUGAACAUAACAUUUAGCCAGGUUCAUGUUAAUGGACAGAUUGCAAUGACUAGUUAACAGGGAGGUGCAUGGAGACCUUUUCUGUGACCAGAGGGAACCUACCUUUUCUUAUCCAGAAAGAAAUAUGUGCAUUUUAAAUCUAGGUGUAGCUACUGCUCUGACUGUGGUACUUGUACUCUUCACAGUAGCUUACUUUAGUGGAUGUUUGGAUAUUUCUAUGAUUACUAAAUAAACUAGAAUGAAAACAAAUUACAACCAUUACAAAAAAUUAUAAUUUAAGGUAGUCGCUAAAUUAACAGUUUUUGUGAAUUCAGCUCUUACUUAAUCUGCCUUAGAACAAAAAAAAGGAAGGAAAAUUAAUACAAAUAAGUGUUCUGCACUAAGCAGGAGGGCUUCAUAAAUCAAAAUUUUCAGGCAGGCAAACUGGCUGCAGUUGUUUAUAAAGGAUUGCUUAAAUGUGUUUUUGAACAAAGAGGUUGAAAGCUUUUCUGAAAAUUAAAUUUUAUUUCAUAAUGUAUAUUCUAAAAUGUGCUCAGAGAUACUGUAUUAUUUAUUACCAGUUUACAAUUUAAAUUCAUGCUGAACAUACACUUUUUAUAGAUGAUUAACUGUAGCCCAUUAAAAUGUUUUAUUCUAUGUUUGUUACAAUGGCUGUUUAAGAAACAAACACCUCAUGUUUCUGCAAAGCUCUGUGAUCUCUUGCUCAAGUGAGUUGCAGUAUUGUUAGUGCCUACUAAGCUUUACAGCGCUGUUAAAGCGGCAGGUUGAUAUUUGCCAAGGAUAGCUCCUUAAACUUGCUUUCAUGACGGCACACCUUAAUAGUGGGUGGUCCUCCUGGUUCAAUGUCUGGUAUUGUACGCCACUGAUGCCGUUCUAGGGGUCUUGAGCGCCUUCAGUAGGACUGAAGGCUUUACAGAUGUCAGUGAUUCAUCCUUAUGAAUUACCAGAUUGAGAAGACCUGUCUUGUGAACUCUUAGGUCACAAAAGUGAGUAAGUCUGACAAGUGAACUUAAGGCUGUACCAAGACAAACUGUGGAGAACCUGGACGUUUGGUAACUCUAGCCUUCUCAAAGGAACUUGCUGUCAAGUUCAGGCCUGCAACUGGUGGUGGCUUUCAAGUUCUAAAAUGUACAGUACUUUCUGUGUCAUGUUGUAUCAACUUAAACAUGUUGUCUUUUUAUUCACAGCUCUCUUGCUUCUCUGUUCAGUCUUGAAUGUAUUUUCUGUCCUUUCAGUUGAUGGCUUUGUAGAAGUGUAAGUACGGAAAUAUUUAUCUAAGUGUAUCAUGUACUUAAAGAUUCUUAAUAAUGUAAAUGCACUGCAGCCGCUCAUUAUUGUUAUUUUUUCUGAAAUGCGUUAUCAUUAGCAGUUUACACAGACAGGAAAACAGCACAAUAUGAUACUUUUAAUAAGUUAUUUAUUUGCAAAGAUUAUAAGAUUUGUUGAGCUAUAGAUUCAGAUAUUUGUUUUAGAGAUUGUUAAUACUGUAGCACUGUAGAAAUUCAUCAUCAAUUAAAAGACAUGUUCUAAACU
Pygoscelis adeliae (Adelie penguin) is the source of this 5992-nucleotide messenger RNA. It is a transcript of the gene HACD1, whose product is annotated as protein tyrosine phosphatase-like (proline instead of catalytic arginine), member A. The transcript is spliced from 6 exons. Lineage: Eukaryota; Metazoa; Chordata; Aves; Sphenisciformes; Spheniscidae. Gene Ontology annotation, biological process: very long-chain fatty acid biosynthetic process; fatty acid elongation; sphingolipid biosynthetic process. Bases 18 to 599 code for a protein of 193 amino acids. Gene Ontology annotation, cellular component: endoplasmic reticulum membrane. Gene Ontology annotation, molecular function: 3-hydroxyacyl-CoA dehydratase activity. The record is from RefSeq and is a predicted model, not a curated record.